GCCCCCUCUUCGGCGCGCCGGGUGCCCCGGUGCCACUUGUGGUCUCAGGAGUGGCAGCACGGCAAGGCCGCCUUCCCCCUCGCCAGCGCCGCGCCGCAGAGGCGGUGCACGGCGCCCCUGCUGCCGUCGGCGGACCGGGUGAGGGCCACGGGCACCCUGCUGCCCGCCGUGGGAGGGCAUCUGCCACCUGUAGCCCGAGAGCCUCCGAAGGAGCCGAGGGACAGAAGGCGGGGCGCCAGCCGCGCCGCCGCGCCUCUGGCGCGUGCCGCCGAGGCGAUGCCCCGAGCCGCCACGGCGGAGGCGCGCGGCGCGCAGGCCCGGCGCUCCUCGCAGGACGAGUUCGCCUCCCCGAGGCAGACCAUAAUCAUUCUAGACUGGGACGACACGCUGUUCCCGACCUCGUACGUGCGGGACAGGCAGUCGCCCGACCGCAUCAGGCUGGCCCGCGCCGCUGCUGCAGCGGAGCAGCUGCUGCGGCGCGCCGCCGCACUCGGCGAGGUGCGCAUAGUGACCCUCGCCAAGGCACCGUGGGUGUCGAUGUCCUGCGAGCACUUCUUUCCAGGCGCCCGCGGCCGAGCAUGCAUACAGGACCAGGAUAGGAUGAACGAGGCGUUCGCAGAUAAUCUUGGAGCCUUCAGGGAGACCCAGGCCAGCGAUCCAGACCAAACCAGCAAAGCAGCGCAGCGGCAGAGCAGACUGUGCAAGCCGAACCAGCUGAAGGGCGUGCGCGCGGGACAUUGA
Molecule: messenger RNA, 741 nt
Organism: Prorocentrum cordatum
Lineage: Eukaryota; Dinophyceae; Prorocentrales; Prorocentraceae
Source: the annotation of a GenBank genome assembly